UCGGGUCAGGAGGACGUACGGACGUUCGUAAUGGACGUACAGAAAAGGAAGUAUAAAAAGAUAGAGAGAAGGAAGAAAACUACGUCGAACGGUUUCUAAAUGAUGGGCCGUUAAAGACCGUAUACGAAAGUACUGGAAUACCAAGUCUUUUCUCUUUCUCCCUCUCUCUUUCUACAAGUCGACCACCCAAGGUCGAAAAGGGACCGGACUGUCCUUUCGAUACUGUAAGGGCGACUGACCUCCUCCUCAAGUGAAAGGUGUCUCUUUGAAACAUCUUGUAUAUAUAUAUAGGCUAAAAAAAAAUACAAACAAAAAAUUAAACAAAUGGAUCAGUUUGAAUUGUGUUAACGAUACCGAGUCCCCUAUUAGUCGCCUUUUACGACAAGCAGAGGAUACUGUGGGUAUAUUCUACCCCCAACCCACAGAGGGAGGAAGGGGAUAAAUAAUUAAAUAUAUUUUAAGUGAAAUGAUUCUAUUUCUAUAGACUGUAUGAUAAGAAUCAAGAAGACGACAGUUUUGCAUAGAUGGAUCGUUCGAUUUCGCCUAUCACGGAAGAGACUCGAACAAAAAAUGAGAAUCGUCUCGUCAAGGUCGAUAAUCCUGGCACGAGGAAUGGCAAUAAACUUAUCGUUAUGUAGUUUCUUUUUUUUCUCCCCUCGAGCAUUCUCCGCUGCUCCCUCGUGUCUCCUAAUCUGAAGACAAGGGUAGGAAAAAAUGAUAUCCCUCCCUGCGCAAAGCGGUCUUACGCUACAUUUUUCUUUCUGAAAAACCAGUCGUGUUCAGCGCGCAACGGCUACGGCUGCAACCGCUUGCAACCACUGCUAGAAGAGACAAGAUUGCAUUCCGAUGCAAGACUCCUGUGGUAUCUCGAGGCGAACAAGGACAACAACGAUUCGCUAAACGAUUUCGCUUUAAACCAACCUUUUACAAAACGCGAAGUAGUUACUUUCCAUUUAAUUUUGUUAGGACAUAUAGCAUCAUGAAGAUAAAUCGAGUAAAAAAAAGGAAGAAAGAAAGAAAGAAAAAAAGAAAUCAAACUAAUUAUUCUACAAAUGAAAAAAUAUCGAAAAGAAAGAGGAUAAUUUAGAAGAAGUUACAUAUCUCGAGGAUCUAAAGCUAAGGAAGAAACUACAUAGUUAUUUCCCGAUCAAAGGAGAGUCCAAGUAGGUCUCCCCCUUCCUUACGAAGGAAACCUGGGAGAACCACCUGUAGGCUGAACGAGAGGUGUUGUGUUUUCACCUGGCAGUCGAAGCUGCGAUCGCGAGCGAGCAAGGGGGAACCAAUAUUCGUCUUGCUCUCCUUUUUAGAUCUUCUGUUAGGUUCAACCGUUCGAUACUUCAAAUAUUCUCAAUGAAUACAUUUUCGAGAAAGAUUAGAUAAAAUCAAUUUGAAAAUAUCAUCGCGAGUGAAUAUAAUUAACACUAUUAAAUAUGUGAUUUUAUUAAUACGACCAUAUUAUUUCAAUUGUUAAGUGUUUCGGACAAUUUUCUUGAAAAGGAAUAGUGUGUGUCUUUUAAAAGGAUUCACAACAUGGACACUGUCCUUGAAAAAAUGGGCAAGCUCAAUCUGAGGAUUCCGAGCUGUCCUAUAAAGAGUCCACAACCACUAAAGGAAUUUGUCGGCCGCUGUCAAACGAUGCCAUCGAGAGUGAAGAAGUCUUUUUGCGGUUGCCUCCAAGAUGACGAGCCACCGGAAAUCACGUACUGCGUGGUGGAACACACUGGUACGCUCACGCUUCAAGCAAUGACACCGACUUUGCCUAUGCCAGCCGAAGAAGAACUGAACAAGAUGUUCCUUGAAUUGGUCGAUGAGCUCGAUUUGACUCAAGCUAAUCGACAAGCGGUUUUGGCACUUCCGGCUAAUAAAAAAUGGCAAAUAUAUUGUUCAAGAAAGGGAAAUGGAACGCUUGAAAAUGGGGGCUUGAGAACUACUGAUCUUAGCGGUGAUCCUGACGAUUACAUCGACAGGAUCAGGGCCAUUGCCAGUAGUCAAUUUCCAGAGGAAGAAGAGGAAGCAGCGAUACGAAUGCGCCAAGUGGAAGCUCUGAAAACAGCUCUGAGAACACAACCGCACAGUUUCGUCCUAAGGUUCAUCGAACUGGAUGGUUUGAACGCUUUACUACAAGUUUUAGAAAGAAUGGACGUGGAGGCAGCCAAUAGCAAUCUUCACACAAGCCUGAUAGGUUGUUUAAAAGCUUUGAUGAACAAUUCGAAUGGCAGAGCACACGUACUGGCACAUCCCACAGCGAUCAAUACCAUAUCUCAAUCACUUGCAACAGAAAACAUAAAAACCAAAAUUUCAGUAUUGGAGAUACUUGGUGCAGUAUGUUUGGUACCCGGUGGUCAUCGUAAAGUUUUACAAGCUAUGUUACAUUUUCAACAAUAUCAUUCCGAGAGAACGCGUUUCCAAAGUAUAAUCAAUGAUCUGGAUAAAAAUUUUGGUAUCUACAAGGACAAUCUCUCUUUAAAAACAGCAAUAAUGUCAUUCAUCAACGCCGUACUUAAUUAUGGUCCUGGUCAAGUAACUUUGGAGUUUAGGCUCCAUUUAAGAUACGAAUUACUCAUGCUCGGCAUUCAGCCGAUUAUUGAGAAAUUAAGAAAAUAUGAAAACGAGACGCUCGAUAGGCAUUUAGAUUUUUUUGAAAUGGUUAGAAACGAGGAUGAGAAGGAAUUGGCUAGGAAGUUUGAGAAAGAACAUGUCGAUACUAAGAGCGCAACAGCCAUGUUUGAUCUGUUAAGGCGAAAACUCAGUCAUACGGCAGCUUAUCCUCAUCUUCUUAAUUUGUUACAACAUUGUCUCUUAUUGCCGCUCGAUUAUGGCUCGCAUCCCCAACAUUGGUUACUUUUCGAUCGAAUCGUUCAACAAAUCGUCCUCCAGGCAGAAGCAAACGAAUCAGGAACACCAAAAAAUCCUGACGUAGCUCCAAUCGAUAUCAACGUCAAAGAAAUCGUUCAUCUGUUGGCUAAAGAAGAGGAAUUAGUUGCUGCCAGAAAGAAAGCUGAAGAAUUGGAACGUGAAAAUUCUGAUAUGUCAACGAGAUUGGCUAAGAAAGAACAAGAACUUGAUUUACGAACGCAAGAAAAGGAAGAUAUGGAGGCAAGUUUAGCAAGAAUCAAGGAACGUUUAGAAAAAGAAACUUCGAUGCAUAUAGAAACGAAACAGAGGAUAUCAGAGUUACAGGAUAAUCUUGAAACUCUAUCUCGUCAAAUUAAUAACGAAAAAUCGGAGAGGAAACGUUUAGAACAGUUGGUAGCAUCAGGAAGUUUGCCGGACGAUGCCAAAGCUACUUUAAAGAUCGUAGAUGAUGAAGUUCUGGAAAAAGUCGAAGCCAAACCAAUGCCACCUCCGCCACCUCCUCCACCUUUGGCUCCACCUCCUCCACCUUGUUUAAUGCCAGCUGCUCCAGCUCCUAUGAAGGUUGAGAUAGUGAAAAAUGUUCCUCAACCGAGCAAUCCGCUAAAAUCCUUCAAUUGGUCCAAGAUACCAGAACAAAAACUCCAAGGUACGAUUUGGUCCGAGCUAGACGAUACGAAAUUAUACAACGUCAUGGAUCUAGAAUCGAUUGACAAGAUCUUUUGUGCCUAUCAGAAGAAUGGCGUAUCCGCUGAAGGUUCUAUCGAAGAUCUACGUACCUUAGGAAAAAAUAAGAAAACUAUGUCGGUAAUUGACUCGAGAAGAGCACAAAAUUGUACAAUAUUAUUGUCGAAACUUAAAAUGUCCGACAAUGAGAUUACUAGGACGAUAUUGUCGAUGGAUCAACAGAACAUAUUACACAUUGACAUGGUCGAACAAUUGUUAAAAUACAUUCCAUCGUCUGAAGAAGCUGCUCUAUUAGAUAUGCAUCAAAAGGAAUUACAAAAUAGAGCUGAUUGUUUUCUCUAUCAAAUUUCUAAAGUUCCUCACUACGAACAAAGACUGAGAUCGUUGCAUUACAAAAAGAAAUUUUCAGCUAGUAUAGCAGAAUUAACUCCAAGGAUGCGAGCGGUUCUUGAAGCUAGUCGUCAAGUUGCGAGAUCUAGAAGACUGAGGAAACUGUUAGAACUGGUUUUAGCUCUUGGGAAUUAUGUAAAUCGCGGAAACGCUCGCGGUAAUGCUUGUGGCUUCCGAUUAGCUUCUUUGAAUCGUCUAGUCGAUACGAAAUCUUCUUGCUCAAAAGGCACCACUCUUCUCCAUUAUCUCGUACAAAUCCUUGAAUCGAGAUUCCGUGAAGUUUUAGACAUUGAAGAAGAUAUGCCACAUGUUAGAACAGCUGCUAGAGUUAGUAUGGCUGAUCUUCAAAAAGAAGUAGCCAACUUAAAGAAUGGAUUGCAAGACGUUCAAAGAGAAAUCGAAUUUCAUCGUGGUCAAUCACAGGUAUUGCAAGGUGACAUGUUCUUACCAGCUAUGAGAGACUUCCAGGCACAAGCCACGUGUAGAUUAGCUGAAGCUGAGGAUUUGUUCCAAGAUAUGAAAACCAGAUUCGAUCGAGCUGUGAGACUAUUCGGGGAAGAUUCGGCAGGUGUACAACCAAACGAAUUCUUUGGUAUAUUCGAAAAUUUCCUUCAAGCACUUGCUGAAGCUAGACAAGAUGUUGAAAACAUGAGAAAGAAGAUAGAAGAAGAAGAACGUCGAGCUAAACAGGAACAAGAGCUACGAAAAAGGACAAUGGAAAGAAAGAAUUCUCGCGAAGGAAUAUUGAAUAGUAUAUCGUUAAGUAAAAAGAACGAAGCUAAUGGUAAUCAAGGAGACAACAAAGGUGAAUUCGACGAUCUAAUUUCUGCGCUUCGUACCGGAGAUGUUUUUGGCGAAGACAUAGCCAAAUUUAAAAGAUCUAAACGUAGACCGGUAACACCGUGUGGUCAAGAAUCACGUAGACACAGCGCUCAUAGAGAAGAUUCACGAGAAAGACAUUAGGCUAUUAGCAUAUAAUUUAUUUCUAUUAAAUAAUAACAAAGAAGCAUGAGAGAUGAAAAGAAAAGUUCAUCGAAAUAGAACUUUUCAACUCAUUUAAAAACAUUGCAAACUCGAAUUUUAAUGAGAUUCCUAAUGAUUAAUAACAAUCUCUUAACUCGUGAUUAUAAUUUUUCAAAUGACGAGUCUUUAUACAAAUUGUAUUUCACGAUCGAUGGUACUACGUUGUUGAUCGUUUCCUAAAAUAAUUCACAGACUGCGUAGAUAGAUUUUAUUCGCUUUUUCAAGUCAAAGAGAAAAAGAUAGAGAUGCUAAUAAAGAACCAAGAUUAUAACAUAGAUCUUUUGAGAAGAAUCGAAUUUUUUGUUUGUACAUAAAUCAUACCAGCUUUCAUGUUUGUUUAAAAAAGAAACAAACUAUUCGGACCAAGAAAAAGUCUUACGAGCUAAUACGGAUCAAAAAAAGUUUACGUCGACAUUGAUAUUAAUCAAAACGCGAAUUGAUAUACAUAUUUGUAAUCAUUUUCGUUAACAACCAACGUUUCAACAUGAAAAAUAUUAACAAAAUAGGGGCCUACAAUGACAUUUGUUGUGUCAAGUAAUUCACAAGUCUGAAUUUUCUAUCGUUCAAUUAGAAAGAAAAAAAACACUGAUUGUGAGAAUUUUUCACUGUCAAAUGUUUAUGACAUAGUUCGACGUUUAGAAACGAA
Molecule: messenger RNA, 5599 nt
Organism: Polistes dominula (European paper wasp)
Lineage: Eukaryota; Metazoa; Arthropoda; Insecta; Hymenoptera; Vespidae
Gene: DAAM
Product: disheveled-associated activator of morphogenesis-like protein
Biological process (GO): positive regulation of actin filament polymerization; actin cytoskeleton organization
Molecular function (GO): small GTPase binding; actin binding
Source: RefSeq, a predicted model, not a curated record